GAUCCAUUAUUCCUGCACCGAGAAAGAUGCUGAAGAUGUCGUUACCGGUAGCUGAAGUAUAUUGAAUUCGAACCUGCUACCAACAAAUUUUGGAGGACAAGAGUCAAAAUUGCAACAUGAAAAUUUGGAGUACAGAACAUAUAUUCAGCUACCCUUGGGAGACGGUGAUCAAGGCAGCCAUGAGGAAGUACCCCAAUCCCAUGAACCCCAGCGUUGUGGGAGUGGAUGUCCUGGACAGGAAACUGGACACAGACGGUCGCCUUCACAGCCACCGGCUGCUCAGCACAGAGUGGGGCCUACCGGGCAUCGUCCGAGCGAUUUUGGGGACAAAUCGAACAGUAACCUAUGUGAAAGAGCUCUCCAUUGUGGACCCCAAAGACAAGAAAAUGGAACUGUACUCCACAAAUAUUACUCUGACCAAUCUUGUGUCCGUUGAUGAACGUCUCCUUUACAGACCUCACCCAGACAACCCUGAUGUCACCAUUCUUACACAAGAGGCCAUAAUCACAGUGAAAGGCGUCAGCCUCAGCAGCUACCUUGAGGGCUUGAUGGCCCUCAGCAUGUCUGCAAACGCCAGAAAGGGCUGGGAUGCAAUUGAGUGGAUCAUUCAAAAUUCAGAACGGGAGAAAGUUCCUCUAUGUGACCUGUGCUAGACAUGGAGCCUUAACCACGUCCACCAGAAGCCAAGGAACCUCAACAUUAGCAGAAGGACAGAAGCACCUCCAGAUACCACAGCUAGCCUAACCGACUGUAACUUGCCUCAGUUCUGCAGAAGCACACUCCGAGUAAACCUGUGGAGCUCAUGGACACUGGACUUGAGUGUGUGAGUGCCACUUCAGUCCCAUGGAGAUGAUUUUUACCAGAUUCCACCUUCAGGGAGUGGCAGAGGGGGCAGUAGGCCAUAUUUGAACCACAGACGCUGCAGCCUGAUGUUAUGAGCAUCGUGGAUCACAGUUCUUUAAAAAAAAACAUUGGGAAUUUCAAAUGAAAUCACUGAUACAUCUCUUUUUUUUUUUUUUUUUUAAAGGUACAUUCCAGGAUGUUCUCUGAUAUUUUGUGGGCAUGAUUUUCAGAAUAGUUACUGAUACCAAAGAUUCUAGAACAGAGCUCUGUUCUAGAAUCUUUGCUGAUACAUUGUGCAGCACAAUGGUUUUCUUCAGCACUGACACAAAGUCAGUUUCUAUUCAUAAUGGACUUCCUGUUACAUCUCUGGCUUUCGUCAGAUUUUAAAGGGACUUUUUGCCACUUCUGAACAGCUAUGCAUGCCACAUUAGCCAAAUGUUGUAUUGGUUUUGACCAUGCCGUCAUUGCUAUCAUUGCUAUUGGUUUUUAUUUGAUUUAGCCUCAUUUCAGACUUCCAAAUUUCAUAUCAAAUUGCAGAUUGCAGCCAUAAAGUAAUCAGGCUAUGCAUUAGAUAUCUUAGCUAUUCAGAGAAUGCAUUCUGAAGUUUAUUUUCAUGAAGAGGUAUGCGAUCAUUGUGCUGUGAAGUGACAAAAUUAAUAUGGAACAGUAUGUAGCAACAUUGGAUCGUUCUGACCAAGACACAUCCAGCCAUUUUGAAGUCUAAUACAAACCUGUCUUAUCUGUGUGGCCAUUUCAGACUCAAAGCAGUGCCAUUGGUGCACUAGAAUGGACCCAUACACCAAGGUAGAUGAUGAUCAAAUUCUUUGUACCUAAUCUGAUAUGAAUUUGAAUCACUUGGAAGAUAUGCCAUCGCAUUUGUGUAAAUGAAACAGUGGAAGUUCAGAAUCACUGGGUAUUGAUAGAGCACUGGUACAUUUUGUGUGCUCAGAACAGAAUUUACUAUUAAAAAAUCUUGUGAUUUGAACCUGUGGGCUCUUCUGUUGUUUAAUGGUCAGGUAAAUGAAUCACACUUCAGUGCUAUUUAGGAGUGGUGUUUCUGUUAUAUUAAUGGUUUUCUUCAAGCCAUGCAGUCUGGUGCGUUGUGGAGCCUAUAGGGAACGGCUGCUAGUGUAGCACAAAGCAGGCAGCUAGAGACGGCACAGCAGCAGGAUGAAGUGUUUUGUCAAACCAGCGGUUAGAACCAAAGAUUCUAGAGCUCUGUUCUAGAAUCUUUGGUUAGAACGUCCCUCGCGCCUUUAGCCUCUCAGUGAGCGAUACAGACACAGAGCCUGGUCUCUUACACUACUAUCCAGAUUCACCCAUUUGGUGCUGAUGUCCAUCAUCUAAAUGGUCAGAAUGUCUCCUUUUUACUAAUGUGAAGUAAAUGUGUUUGCACUUUCAGAACUAAUGUUAAUGGAAACUGCUAAAUUUAGAUCAAAGAACUUUCCAUCUUCAACUAUUUAUUUGCCAAUAUGCUGUCUAUAGUCCUUAAAACACAGAGGAUUAGCACUUUAUUUUUGUUUACAUGCUAUGCACAGUUAUGGUUAGAAGCUAGUGGUACAGUUAUUGCUACUGAAAUGUUUAUGUUUACUUUGUGUUGAUUCUGAAUGGCACUAAGUCUUAAUAUAUGUUUGAUAUUUUAUAUUUAUGUUGAAACACUGAACUGUUCUUUAUUAAAACCAAUGUUGAAACUG
Molecule: messenger RNA, 2537 nt
Organism: Alosa alosa (allis shad)
Lineage: Eukaryota; Metazoa; Chordata; Actinopteri; Clupeiformes; Clupeidae
Gene: prelid3a
Product: PRELI domain containing 3A
Exons: 7
Coding region: 117-653 (178 amino acids)
Biological process (GO): phospholipid transport
Cellular component (GO): mitochondrial intermembrane space
Molecular function (GO): phosphatidic acid transfer activity
Source: RefSeq, a predicted model, not a curated record